Messenger RNA from Soboliphyme baturini, 357 nucleotides. NCBI's taxonomy places the organism in Eukaryota, Metazoa, Nematoda, Enoplea, Dioctophymatida, Soboliphymatidae. The record is from the annotation of a GenBank genome assembly.
CUCAACGGCGUCGUGACUCCAAAUCCUGGCUUUAUUCCAUAUCCGCCGAGUCUCUUGGCUACAAUGGCCGCUCAAGCUCCGACGUCCCUCCCCGCGGUGCCGCCGCUGAUGGCCGCUUUGUCGUCGGCCGCCGAAAGUCCUACGCUGUUGAACCGUCCCGGGAUCGUGUCAACACCUCCCAGCACGAAGCAGGCAGCCGCAGCGGCGCAUAUGCUCUCACACCAGAUACAUCAGCAGCAGCAGCAACAACAGCAACAACAACAAGUACAACGAAAUAACCCCACCCCAAAGUCAGACAGUUCAACUGCCUCCGUACCGCCUGUCGCUUCCACCGCUGAACCCGUCACGUCACAGUAA